Messenger RNA from Halteromyces radiatus, 1105 nucleotides. Its product is annotated as ADP,ATP carrier protein. Gene Ontology annotation, cellular component: mitochondrial inner membrane. The record is from RefSeq and is a predicted model, not a curated record. Bases 81 to 995 code for a protein of 304 amino acids. Lineage: Eukaryota; Fungi; Mucoromycota; Mucoromycetes; Mucorales; Cunninghamellaceae. Gene Ontology annotation, biological process: mitochondrial ATP transmembrane transport; mitochondrial ADP transmembrane transport. The transcript is spliced from 5 exons. Gene Ontology annotation, molecular function: ATP:ADP antiporter activity.
GGAAGUCUGUUUACUCCUUUUUUUUUUCUUCUUUCCUUUUCCCUUAACUUUCAACCCCACUCCCUUACAUUUAUAUAAAAAUGUCUUCUUUCGCUGAACAAAACAAGUUUGCCAUUGAUUUCCUUAUGGGUGGUGUUUCCGCCGCUGUCUCCAAGACUGCUGCUGCCCCUAUUGAACGUAUCAAGCUUUUGGUCCAAAAUCAAGAUGAAAUGAUCAAGCAAGGUCGUCUCAGCUCUCCCUACAAGGGUAUCGUUGACUGUUUCAACCGUACCGUCAAGGAUGAAGGUUUGGUUUCCAUGUGGAGAGGUAACACUGCCAACGUUAUCCGUUACUUCCCUACCCAAGCUUUGAACUUCGCUUUCAAGGAUAAGUUCAAGCGUAUGUUCAACAAGGAUAAGAAGAAGGAUGGCUACUGGGCCUGGUUUGGUGGUAACCUUUUGAGCGGUGGUGCUGCUGGUGCCUGUAGUUUGUUCUUCGUUUACUCUUUGGAUUAUGCUCGUACUCGUCUUGCUAACGAUGCCAAGUCCUCCAAGGCUGGUGGUGAACGUCAAUUCAAUGGUUUGAUUGAUGUUUACAGAAAGACUUUGGCCUCUGAUGGUAUUGCUGGUCUUUACCGUGGUUUCAACAUUUCUUGUGUUGGUAUCAUUGUUUACCGUGGUUUGUACUUCGGUAUGUACGAUUCCAUCAAGCCUGUCAUGCCUGAAUCUCUCAAGGAUUCCUUCUUGGCUUCCUUCUUGUUGGGUUGGGCUGUUACCACUGGUGCUGGUCUUGCUUCUUACCCCAUUGAUACCGUCCGUAGACGUAUGAUGAUGACCUCUGGUGCUGCUGUCAAGUAUGACUCUUCUUUGGCUGCUUUCAAGGAAAUCGUUGCUAAGGAAGGUGCUAAGUCCUUGUUCAAGGGUGCUGGUGCUAACAUUCUCCGUGCCAUUGCUGGUGCUGGUGUGCUCAGUGGUUACGAUUACCUCCAAGUUGCUGUCUUCGGCAAGAAGUACUAGGUUGUUUUUAGUAGAUUAGGAACAUUUUAUAUAGAUACAAAUUUUUUUUAACACAUGUUAAUAUUUGGAGUUCAAUAAAAAAAAAUAUAUGUUAUUUUGUUUGAAGUUAA